AUGGCUCCUUCAUCUCACCAUGUCGCUCUCCCGGGAGACUUCAUCGCUGUCCUCACCCUUCAGAAUCUCUUGGUCCUGACUGCAAUCUUCAUCGUCUACCAUGCCGUCAAGGCUCUCUACUCCAUCUACAUCUAUCCUUUCUACACUUCUCCUCUACGGCACCUGCCGACCCCAACGGAAAACCACCAUUGGAUCUUAGGCCAGGCAAAGAACCUCUUUUCAAAACCGUGGAUCCCCUACUUCUACCGCGACUUCAGCUCCCGCUACCCAGACAGCCCCUUUAUCCGCAUCCUCAAGGUGGCCAACGCAGAGGUCCUCGUGCCCAACACCAUCUCCGCCUACCGCGAGAUCCUGCAGACAAAGUCCGAAUGCUUCGUCAAGCCGAGCGAGUCGCGUACCGGUGCCAUCAUCGUCAUCGGGGAGGGCCUCCCAUGGUCUCACGGGAACAUUCAUCGACUCCGAAGGACCGCCCUGAACAAACUCUUCUCUCCUCAGAGAAUGAAGGCGUGCGAGCCUCGGGUACGCGCCAAGGUCGAGCAGAUGGCCACCAUGCUUGCCGCCAAGCGGAUGACCCCCGGUGACCCCGUCGAUAUUGAAUCCGAAAUCUGGAAGGCAACACUGGAUAUUGCCGGCAUCAAGACCAUGGGCACAGACCUGAACCACCUCGGAUCAGGCGACUCCCCUCUCUACGACAUCUUCACCACAACCAUGCGUCCCACCGUCCGAGGCCACGUCACCCGCCUGAUGGUGGCCUACAUGCCCUUCCGGUCCUGGCUACCCAUGGAAGCCCUGAGCGAGUUCGCCUCCAAGUGCGCCGCCGCGCGCGAUUUCAUCCUCGGCCACGUCCGCGAGAGGCGAAGCGCCUGGGAGCGGUCUAAGAGUCGUCCCGGUGAGCAUGAUGCCGCUCUCCUGCAGGCCAUGGUGGAGAAUGACGGUCUCUGGAACGAUGGCGAGGUUGUUGAGCAUGUCCUCAAUUUCAUGAUCCUCGUCCAAUGGAUCCCCCGAGAAUCAACCUGCGAUCUCAUGAUUGACGGCGUCGCCAUCCCCAAGGGCACGCGAUUCAACCUGGUACCCGCAAUGGUCAACCUGAAGCCCGAGAUCUGGGGCCCCGACGCCGCCGUCUUCGACCCGGACAGGUGGAACCCGGAUCGUCUGACGGGUGAUGCCGGGGGAGCCUACUCCUUCGCCACCUUCCACAAUGGCCCGCGCGUCUGCAUCGGGAAGGCCCUGACGUACAUGGAGAUGAAGCUCAUGAUUGUCGAGCUCGUGUCCAAGUACAGGCUUGCCACGACGCACGUCGGUGAGCUGGAGAUGGAGAGUCCGAGUUUCACUCUCAAGCCCAAGGACAGGGUUAAGUUGCAGAUGACGGAAAUUUGA
This is a messenger RNA of Geosmithia morbida, 1377 nucleotides long. RefSeq names its product Cytochrome P450. The record is from RefSeq and is a predicted model, not a curated record. Gene Ontology annotation, molecular function: oxidoreductase activity, acting on paired donors, with incorporation or reduction of molecular oxygen; heme binding; monooxygenase activity. The transcript is spliced from 6 exons. Lineage: Eukaryota; Fungi; Ascomycota; Sordariomycetes; Hypocreales; Bionectriaceae. Bases 1 to 1377 code for a protein of 458 amino acids.